Messenger RNA from Trichoderma aggressivum f. europaeum, 723 nucleotides. RefSeq lists its product as uncharacterized. The record is from RefSeq and is a predicted model, not a curated record. The transcript is spliced from 4 exons. The coding region runs from base 1 to 723 and encodes 240 amino acids. Lineage: Eukaryota; Fungi; Ascomycota; Sordariomycetes; Hypocreales; Hypocreaceae.
AUGGCGUCGUACCAUAGAGUUCUAAUGACCUUUGAUAGCGAUAUCCACCCAUGGGAUGUGCUAAUAGAUGGCUCACGAUGGAACGGAAAGAUCAGACUCAUUGGCUUUGUCGAUGUGUUUUUUCUUAUCUGUUACUCAGGAGAGUCCCGCUUCGAGAAGGGCAUCAUUAUAUACAAGGAUGAUGAGAUUAUCCAAAAGUUGAUGGACAGUGCGGGCGUGACACCAGAAGGUCUCGGCUUACAGCUCAUGAACGAAAAGGAAGUCAAGGCAGCAGAAGGUGGGAAAAAAGAAGUGUUGAAGAAGUAUUUCGACUUCCAAACAGUGAAAGGAGGUCUUGACUACACAAUCACAAGCCUCGGCCAUGAGGUGGGGGUCAAGACGGAAUACGAUGCAUCAACCUUGAGAAAAUACAUCAUCAAAAUCCGCAAAGGCAGAGAUUCUAUCAUGAAACGUAAGCUUUGCUUGAGUCCUACCAUGCCAUGGAAACAGCUCACGGACGAAUUAUUAGCGAGAAUCCGGAGAGGGGUCAGUCAACAUGACCUCUUUGACCUCAUGCACGACGCAGUUCGGCUGGGAAUCAUCACGCAAGCCGAGCUUAUCGGCCAAAUCAUUGGAAAGACCAUUGGCGGGUCGACGAUGGAAGACGUUACGUCCAAAUAUCUCGAUGCUCUGAUUGGGGCGAGGAACUCCAAGAAUGUUGCACUGGAGGCCGACAGACAAUGA